CACACAUGUUUCUCUCCCAGCAGCCUCCUGCCAGAGAAAUUAUAACCUCUCUUUCCAGUUUUCCUUUUGGGUUCCAUGAGAAGCAUCAUCGUCGUCCAAGCAGUUCCCUUCUCCUUCUCCUUUUUCCUUUUCCCCAUAAGCGAGAGAGCUUCUGAGCUUCAAGCCGGGGGGGAUCUCAGCUUCUGACCUUCCAAGUGCGCCAGACAGAGCACAACACGGCUAGUGGAGCAAGGAAGGAAGGUCCCUAGUCUAGUCUCAUCGAUCCAUCUAAUCCAAACCAGAUCAAUCCAUGAUGAAUGUGCUGUCUAGCGGCCACCCCCAAAACCUGCAGCUGCUGCGGGUCAACCACGACGGAAUUUCACCCAGAGGCAGGCCACCCAGAAAAUGCCUAGCUCUACCACCUGUUGUUGAUCAUCAACUCCGCCAGAGAGGCCGAGCUGUGGCCGUCAGAUCCGCCAUCGACGGCGGUGCUGGUGGAACAUCGAGCAGCGGCAAAGACGACGAAGAAGAAGAAGAGAAGCGAAGAAGAAAGGAGCAAGAGGGAAUGACCUCCAACAGGGAUGAGCUGGAGAGACUGGUGGGUGGGGCCGAGGACGACAUGUUCAGUGGCCUCGACCUCGCCAACCUCAUCAGGAAGAAGUAUGGCAGGUCCUACGACGUCACGCUCAUCCGGAAGGAGUUCAUGGGGCGGAACCUGCUGGCCAUGAACGUGAUGUGGAAGUACAGGGAGCAGCGGUCGUUCCCGCUGACGGAGGAGGAGUACCUGCUCCGGCUGGACGACGUGGCCACCUCGCUCCGGUGUUGGGGCGCCGUCGCCCACGUCCGGAACUCGCUCGACAGGUCCAAGGACAGGCCCCGCAUCGGCAAGGCUGUCAGCAUCUUUAUCGACAUGGACGACACCGGCACCGGAGCCCGCUCCAAUGAGUGGAUCUACAAGUAGCCUUCGAACCAUAUUCAAACCAAAACCAUAUUCUUGCCACAAAACAUUCCAUGAUCUACAUGUAGCUGACUAAUCAUUGUGAGAUAUGUAUAGACUGAUUAUAUGCAAACUGAGUGGCAUUUUCUGAUU
This is a messenger RNA of Brachypodium distachyon (stiff brome), 1069 nucleotides long. RefSeq lists its product as uncharacterized. Bases 290 to 940 code for a protein of 216 amino acids. The transcript is spliced from 4 exons. Lineage: Eukaryota; Viridiplantae; Streptophyta; Magnoliopsida; Poales; Poaceae. The record is from RefSeq and is a predicted model, not a curated record.